AUGUCGAUAUCUCUUGUAGAGAUAUCUGAGCUCCUGGACCUGAUACACCAUUUGGAGCAUGAAUCUUCUACUACAGAAGAAUUCCUUGAGGCCCAAGUCCGCGAGCAGGAAAUGGCUUUAUUAUUGGAGCAAGCCAUUCGAGAAUCAAUUCAAACAUGCGAGGCUAGUGAAAAAAUUGAUGAGCGGGAUGAAGAUGACGAAGCAGAUUUGAAACGAGCAUUGGAGCUGUCUUUGCAGCCUGACGUAGCCAAGGAUGAGAUCAAAGAUGACGAUAUAAGCAGGGAGGAUGAGUUGGAUGAAGAGACCAGGUUGGCAAUUGAGCUGUCACUGAAGCAGGAUGAUGAGACCUCAGAUUCAGCGAACAAAGGGAAGCUACGCGAUGUUGUUGUUGAUUUUCCAUCGACGAACAGCUCUGUAGGGCAUCAACAUGCCUCAAGCCAAGCUCGUCGAGAAGAUUACACGGGGCCAAUGGAAGUUGACACCACAGAAACCGGGAACAAACGCGCGACAGGGAAGGAGUUCCAAAAAGAACUCCAUUCUCCGCUGGAGUGCAUACUUGAUCUGGAUGGAAACUUGAUGCAGGAGUGUUCAUGUGCAGGCGCAGCCGAGAGCGCGUGUCCCGCUUUUGGUGCCAGACAUACGAACAUCCUUUCAAAUUUAGAGAUCGAGUUUGCCUUCCCUGGCGAGUUUGGAGUGAUAACACACUUACCGCAAGCACCAGAGUGUUCUUGGUCGAUUGGCAGCAGGUCGGAAAGCGCCGUCCCGCCGCGUCUGGGGAUUACCAUCGUGCCUGUUGCGGCUGAGCUUGCAAUUGCUGAUCCAGCAUUGCGCAAGCGCCGUAUGUCGACUGGUCUGACUGAAAACAGGCCGCUCAAAUGUGUGCGAAAGGCGGACGACCCCAUAGAGGAUUUCUUGUGUAGGCUUGACGAGGUAACGUUGCAGCUGUCAUCGACAGUCCCGGUUUCCCCAGCGAUCGUCGACGUCAUGGAGCAGGCGAAGCAACUUCGCAGGCGCGUCGAGAGCUUGCCAACCAGUACCAGCGGCAUCAUAGCUGGCCACAACGCUAGAAUUCUUCGCCUCGCCGAACUAGUUCUUGAAGCCACGUCGUUUCUUAUCACUCCACCGAAGGAUAAAGAACACCCGGUUCAAUUCUUUGAGUUCCUUAACAAAGCUCAACACUCUGCAGGCGCGUUCUUUGCGCAUCACGCACAUCGCCCAGAAGAAGAGCAGGCAUUCAAAUUGGUCGACAGCCUGGUCUCGGCGAUGGUCAAUGAGGUGAUGAAGGGUACUGCUUUGCACGAGAAAUACCAGACGUGGCAAGCAGACCAGACUCGUGAAGCAGCUGCCAAAGUGAACAGAAUGGGCUAUGAGGUUGUUCUGAUCGAGAUGAGCAAAGUGCAGAAGAAUAUCAUGAGCAUGCGAUGUGGAGCUGGGUGAGAAAACCGAGUUAGCAAAAGGACGCUUUAUCAUUCGAAAGCCCUUAGAGGUCGAUACUGCAUUUCGUACUCCGAAGUUG
Messenger RNA from Verruconis gallopava, 1516 nucleotides. RefSeq lists its product as uncharacterized. The transcript has a single exon. The record is from RefSeq and is a predicted model, not a curated record. Lineage: Eukaryota; Fungi; Ascomycota; Dothideomycetes; Venturiales; Sympoventuriaceae. Bases 1 to 1437 code for a protein of 478 amino acids.